ACCAAGCAAAUAGCGAAGCGGUAUGUUAACGAAAGUUCAAAGUUCAAGUUUCAACUGCAUGCAUCUAUUUUAUGCCUGCCAACUUCGUAUUCGACGGUAGAAGAUGGAAUCACCGGUAGAAGAAGUCCCGUCACUCUUUACUGCAGUGACUGUUUAUUCGCUGCUUGCGUGCGGUGCCCAGUUUGCAGUUGGUUACGUAAUAGCACAGAUUUGGGGGAAAAAAUGUUCCAGCACCGAUAGAUGGGUACUUGUAUGGCUUUUUUACGACGCUAUCGUCCACAUUACAUUGGAGGGUCCCUUCGUUUACAUGUCCUUUGUUGGAACAGUUGCGCAAUCAGAUAACAUCUUUGCUGAGCUUUGGAAGGAGUAUGGGAAAGCAGAUGAGCGCUGGCUCCACUCAGACCCCACCAUCGUCUCUCUGGAGCUGCUAACUGUAGUCCUGGAUAGCUUCCUGGCCCUGGUACUGGUCUACGCCAUCGUCAAAGACAAACACUACAGACACUUCCUCCAGAUCACGCUCUGUGUGUGUGAGCUGUACGGAGGCUGGAUGACCUUCUGCCCUGACUGGUUGCUAGGCAGCCCCAACCUCAACACCGGGAACUGGUUGUACCUCUGGGUGUACCUGGUGUUCUUCAAUGGGGUGUGGGUGGUGGUGCCGGGCCUGCUCCUGUGCCAGUCCUGGCGUGCCCUCAAGGGUCUGCACACAGCCCACAGAGACAGCUCUCUGAGGAAGCUCAAAUAGAUAGACAGACAGUGGGGGGGGGGGGGGUUCUUCAUAUUUUCAGGUCAGAUCAAUUAUGGAUUUUUUUUUAACCAAGGUUUCGGUUUAAGGAAGUAGCCUACAUUCCAGUGUGGAUCAGUGGAAUUUCAUUUUUAAAUCUUAUAAUGAUUAUUUGUAAUUGUAUACAUGGCUUUUACUUUGCUACAAAAACAAUUAAGUAAAUAAUUAACAUGAUUUAAUCAGGCCUCUGCUACAAAAUUGUUUACAUUCUAUAGUGUUUAUCUAAAUUACAUCAACUGAUGUAAGUAUUUCUAAGUAUUCGGCAUGUGCUAAAUGCUUUUCUAUCUAUGUCUCCAAUACUUGACUUCUUCGGAAGUUGCCCAUCACAUGAACAUAAAUUCAACGCAAACAUGUUACUUCUCCUAAAAAAAAAAAUCAUCAUAAAUUCCA
Messenger RNA from Osmerus eperlanus (European smelt), 1171 nucleotides. It is a transcript of the gene ebpl, whose product is annotated as EBP like. Gene Ontology annotation, cellular component: membrane; endoplasmic reticulum. The coding region runs from base 104 to 742 and encodes 212 amino acids. The transcript has 4 exons. NCBI's taxonomy places the organism in Eukaryota, Metazoa, Chordata, Actinopteri, Osmeriformes, Osmeridae. The record is from RefSeq and is a predicted model, not a curated record. Gene Ontology annotation, molecular function: cholestenol delta-isomerase activity. Gene Ontology annotation, biological process: sterol metabolic process.